Notodromas monacha is the source of this 1245-nucleotide messenger RNA. NCBI's taxonomy places the organism in Eukaryota, Metazoa, Arthropoda, Ostracoda, Podocopida, Cyprididae. The record is from the annotation of a GenBank genome assembly.
AUGGAGAAUGUGCAGUUCACCAUUGAUGACCAGGCUGAGGUGCUGGAAGUGAAAGCCAGGAGGGGAAGGAAGCCUGAGCCUGAGGCAUCCAGAAUGGCUGCCAGUUUGGCAGGUGCAGUGGGUGCUUGGGCCUCAACCAUAGCCACAGCCUGGGCCAAGCAGUGUCACCUGCACAUCCCAUCACAGCAGCAGCAGCAGCAGCCUGACACUGUGCACAGCAUCUUUGAGACCAGGGAUGAUGAUGACUUUUUUGAGGCUGGCUCUGAGAUGACUGAGUCUCUGGGUGUGGCCAGUGUUGACACAUUGACCACCACCACAACCACCAGGGGCUCUGUGACAUUCUCUGCUGCUGACACCAGGGAGGUGGCAAGGUUUAGGUCCACCAUUUCCAGGGGUCUUGACAGGCAGGGUUCUGUGACAUCUGCUGUGUCCAGCAGCACCUGCUGUGACUGGAGUGACAAUGAGACCAUUGCUGAACUGGUGUGCAGAUUCCCAAGAGGCACCACUGGAUACCCAGAGGUUGUUGGAGUCACUACUACUAAACAAUCUGGUGAAGGACCAGUGCAGGGCCCCAAUGAUGCAAGCCCACUCUCCCCUGAAGACAUGUCAAAGGCAAAAGAUCUCCUCAGUCCAUUGGACUUCACAGUGGGUGACACACUUGUGGGAUUGAAUGUGGACUUGGGUUCAGGCAACAUUGACAUGGGCUCAGAACACUUUGCCUCAGUGAUGAAAAAUGCUCCCAAAGUGAAGACCAUUGGUCCAGAGACCACCAUUCUGGCAGUGUUCAACUUGGACCAUAAGGGUUCAUCCAUUUACUGCAACUGGCUCUUGGUGAACCUUCAGAAGGAAGGUGAUGUGACUGACCAGUCCAACACUGUUUAUUCAUGGGACUUUUCUACAGAUCAGCUUCCAGCUGACAUCACCCAGGGUUCAAGGUUUGUAGCAGUUGCAGUGACCCAAGAUGGUGGCAAGUUUGACAUGGAAGAGAUAAAAAAGAAGGCAACAGAGGACAAAAGACUGGGUUUCACUGGCAAAGAAUUGAGUGGCAGCACCAUUUUCUUUGACAACCUUCCCAAGAAGUUCCUCAGGAUGGCAAAACCAGGGCUUGUGACUGGACUGAAGAAUUGGGUCAUAUGUGCAGAUGGGAACCCAGGUUGUCAAGUAGCUGGGGAAUUCAAUGGACAGCAGACAGGAGGUAGUACUGGUGGGAUGGAUGGCAUGUCCAGCUUGAUGGGUAAACAAUAA